Messenger RNA from Pundamilia nyererei, 4086 nucleotides. It is a transcript of the gene ulk1b, whose product is annotated as unc-51 like autophagy activating kinase 1. Bases 564 to 3638 code for a protein of 1024 amino acids. Gene Ontology annotation, biological process: protein autophosphorylation; positive regulation of autophagy; piecemeal microautophagy of the nucleus. Gene Ontology annotation, cellular component: cytosol; autophagosome; phagophore assembly site. The record is from RefSeq and is a predicted model, not a curated record. The transcript is spliced from 27 exons. Lineage: Eukaryota; Metazoa; Chordata; Actinopteri; Cichliformes; Cichlidae. Gene Ontology annotation, molecular function: protein serine/threonine kinase activity; ATP binding.
UUGUUUCAGAAGCUAGACUGCGUUCGACGGCACGAGCGAUGUUGUGACUUCAGCGAGUCAGCUGCUAAUUGCAGUGCAUUAAGGGGGGUUAGCAAUGGUCUCUGCUAUUUAGACCUGUUUUUUUCUUUUGAGUUUAAUACCGUGGCUCGUUUCGCCUGUACGGACGCUUAGGCGACAGAAGUCAGGACCUCCUGUAUAUAAACAAAACGCAGCGAGCUGCUUUUUAAGGUGGCACCACCGAGACAGCAGCUGGAAAGUCGUUCGUUAAGUUAGCUAACUUCAUGUUGGCCGCACUGUCAAAGAUGGAGCUUGCUUCACGGCUUUGUCAGAAGUAACACGAUUUAAAUAAAAAUAAAAACUUCAAAGUGUAUCCGUGUUAACAUGAGAGAAGAGGCCGGUUUGAAAGGUAGGCAGCCUAUGGCAAAAGAAAGAGGGGCUGAACGUCGCUGCAGCUGGCCCCAGUUGACAGAGGAGAAAGGACUCUCUAACAAGAAGGGUGACCUGAGGUCUCCUGGUUAUCUGUCCAGGUCUUAGUAGUGUAAAAGUAAAGACUUUGGCUCGACAUGGAGACUGUGGGGAAAUUUGAGUUCAGUCGGAAGGACCUGAUAGGGCAUGGCGCAUUUGCUGUGGUCUUUAAAGGUAGACACCGAGAGAAACAUGACUGGGAGGUGGCAGUAAAAUGCAUCAACAAGAAGAACCUAGCCAAAUCUCAGACUCUGCUGGGGAAGGAGAUCAAAAUACUGAAGGAACUCAAGCAUGAGAACAUUGUUGCUUUACUGGACUUUCAGGAAACUGCCAGCUCAGUGUACCUGGUAAUGGAGUACUGCAACGGCGGCGAUCUCGCUGACUACUUACACUCUAAGGGCACACUGAGUGAGGACACUAUUCGGGUUUUCCUGCAGCAGAUUGCAGGAGCCAUGAGGGUCCUACAAUCCAAAGGAAUAAUUCACAGGGACCUCAAGCCACAGAACAUCCUGCUUUCUUACCCACCAGGAUGCAAGUCACACUCCAACAACACCUGCAUCAAGAUUGCGGACUUUGGCUUUGCGAGGUACCUUCAGAACAACAUGAUGGCAGCCACGCUCUGUGGAUCCCCUAUGUACAUGGCUCCUGAAGUAAUUAUGUCCCAAAACUAUGAUGCCAAGGCUGACUUGUGGAGUAUAGGAACAAUAGUGUUUCAGUGCCUGACUGGAAAAGCUCCUUUUCAGGCCAGCAGUCCCCAAGAUCUCCGGCUGUUCUAUGAAAAAAACAAGAAUCUCAGCCCCAACAUUCCCAGAGAGACUUCAAGCCACCUGAGGCAGCUGCUGCUGGGUCUGCUGCAGCGCAACCACAAAGACCGCAUGGACUUUGAUGACUUUUUUUGUCAUCCUUUCCUGGAGGCUAGCUCAUCUGUGAAAAAGACAACUCCUACUGUGACCAUGACUUGUUUGCCCAGCUCUGCAUCAGCCAGCUCUUGUAGCAGCUCUUCCACGUCUCACCUCGCCUCACCGCCGCAGUCGCUUGCUGAGAUUCAGCAGUUGCGAGCCAAAGCUCUGGCCUCUCCCACCCAGGAGGCCACUGGUUUUCUCCUUAAGGACUCGUCUGGAGGUGGCGGCAGCAGCAAGAACUCAUCCUCCUGUGACACAGAUGACUUUGUGAUAGUGCCUGCUCACUUCACCACAGGUGAGCUGACAAGUGAGAGUAAAGUGCUGCAGGACAGCCUAAUGAACAGCGGCUCUCUUUUAGCAUCAGCUGGUCUGUGUAACCAAGCCAAAACACCGCCGCACUCGCCUUCCUACAGUGGAUCACCAAGUCCUGUCAGGCCCAGCGAGUUCUCGGGAAGUAGCUAUGGAAACCAUGGUCAGUCAUUGCCUAUUCCAGUCCCCACUCAGGUCCAGAAUUACCAGCGUAUGGAGCAAAACCUCCAUUCUACCAAACAGGAUGGUUCGCCACGGCUGUCAACACCAGUGCGCCGCUGCAGCAGUGGAAGCUUGUUGGGCUGUGCUAGGACUGGACCUUCACCACCCUAUGGGCAGGGGGCUGUCACCACCAUCACCACCACCACCACCCGCAGGUUCUCCCUGGGAGGUGCCAGAACUUUGCAGCUCUCUCCUCAAGCUCUGCAGCACACUGAACCCAGGCUGAAUUCUCAGCAGCAACCACAGAGGGCAGGACUUGGCACAAGGCUCCACAGUGCCCCCUGUCUGUUGGACUGUGCCACUGGUGGUGGCAGGCAAAAAAUCCGAAAGCAGCACUCGGACCCUCUGGGUACUCCCUCAGCCGGACUCAUGGCUGUCCGCCCCUUACACUCUUCUCCCAGACUGAGUGAGCUGAUGCAGCGUAAUCCUCUCCCCACUAUUCUGGGCUCCCCCUCCAGGGCCAUCCCACCAUUUGAAUUCCCCAAGACUCCGAGUUCUCCAAACCUGGUGACCUUCCUGACACAGCAGGGUAUGGUCAUAGGCUCUCCUUGCAGCAGGACUGCCCCAGCAGAGCUCAGAGACCUGGUACACCAAGCACCCACACCGGUCACCCAUUCUCCUCAUUGCAUCCACAGAUGGAAUGAUGAUACCAAGAGCUUUGGAAGGUCUCAAAGUGCCGGUGGUCUGUCCGACGUGCUGCUGAUGGCUGCGUUUGGACCCGGUGGACCUGCAGGUGACCGAGGCAGCACAGAGAACCUGACCUCUGAAAAAGCCAUAGAUAUAACAGGAUCCCCGGGUGGCGGGGGAGGCUCUGGCAGCCCAGCACAGGUGGUUUUCACUGUAGGAUCUCCACCUAGUGGCAGCACUCCACCCUUUACCUCCAGACAGAGAAAAUACUCAGGCUCAUUCACUUCAGGCAGCCCUGCAGGCUCCUUAACCAGCCGUCAUCCUCCGACAGGCACCUGUUUGGAUGGCUUUGAGGCUUCUUCCAGUCCUCGUUACAGUUUCCCCGAUCCCAUCACAGCCAACAUGGGUGGUCGCGUCACCUUCGAGGCUCCCGAGCUGCCCGAAGAGACGCUGAUGGAGCAGGAGCAUACAGACACUGUGCAAAGGCUGCGGUUCACAUUGGAUUUUGCUCUGUGUCUAAUGGAGGUGGCUGCUGCCCGUGGUGCUACAGUGACAGGGGAGCAGGGGGACUUUUCUCAUCUCUCUCUCCUUCAGCAGCAGAGCCUGGUAGCAGAUCAGAUAAGCUCGCUGAGCCGAGAGUGGAGUCAUGCAGAACAGCUGGUUCUCUACCUUAAAACUGCAGAACUCUUGUCCAAUGCCUUACACACAGCAAUGGAGCAAGUUAAACAGGGCAAGCUUUACCCAUCUGCUACUGUCAAACAAGUUGUGAGAAAACUAAAUGAGCUGUACAAGUCCAGCGUGGCAUCCUGCCGCUCACUCAACAGCCGUCUGGAGCAUUUCUUUACCCGGAAGCAUCGCCUAAUGGACCAAAUCACCUCCAUCACAGCAGAACGGCUGCUGUUCAGCCACACUGUGCAGAUGGUUCAGGCUGCUGCACUGGAUGAGAUGUUCCACCAGGGGGAAGCAUCAGUCCUGCGCUACCACAAAGCUCUCUUACUGAUGGAGGGCCUGUCUCUGCUGCUCACUGGACAGGAUGACAUCAUCAGUGUUAGCAAAUGUAAAGAGUGCAUUGAACGGCGCCUCACAGCUUUGCAGGCAGGGCUCUGUAUAUGAUAGCCCUGCACUAUUUUGGGGAAUGUGGAAAGUAUGACAGUCGUUUGCGCCCCGCACAUUGCUAACUAAAUUUCCACACGCCUCUCAUGGUUCUCCAAACACGUGUUGGACGUAAAGAGGAUUUUGCUUCCGGCUCUGAAAAUGCCAAGAAGACUCCCCUCACUUCAAGUAUCGCAUUCAGGAGCAAUUAUUUCCAAGUAUUCACAUUAGCCACAUAUGGUACUUAUCUAAAUGCAUAGCUUUUGAAGAUCAACAGAUAUCCUUGCUAUGACCUUGCAGUGCGCGACUAUAGACAAAAUGGUCACACAGGAUCACAAACUGGAGGGGAAGUGCUGUGGACAUGUGCUAAUUUAAAAAAAAAAAAAAAAGUUGGAUUGUCCGACUAUCAUCCUCAUCAAAUCUACAUCUGUUUUAUACCCCUUGUUUGCUUUCCUGUGUUGUUUGUGUU